Molecule: messenger RNA, 1983 nt
Organism: Gossypium arboreum
Lineage: Eukaryota; Viridiplantae; Streptophyta; Magnoliopsida; Malvales; Malvaceae
Product: protein DETOXIFICATION 40-like
Exons: 7
Coding region: 149-1705 (518 amino acids)
Biological process (GO): xenobiotic detoxification by transmembrane export across the plasma membrane
Cellular component (GO): membrane
Molecular function (GO): antiporter activity; xenobiotic transmembrane transporter activity
Source: RefSeq, a predicted model, not a curated record
AUACUUCACUUCAAUGCAAUAAAACACUAUAAAUAUAUCAACAAAAAUAAUCCCUAAUUCCUUACAAUCUCCUUUAAGGCCGAUUAAUAUUUUCUCUAAUUACAAUCAACCAUAGCCUAGAACUGCUAGGGAAAAAAACACACACACCAUGGAUUCCCAACAGGAGCUGAAUCACCCAAUAUUGAAUAACUCCAUGGAUGAUGAUCAUCAGCACCUGCUACCCUCGGACGGCUCAUCAGGAGCUAGUCAUGGCCAUGAGGUCGACUCUGGACUCGAGAAAGUUUUGUCGGACACCGAACUGCCUUUCUUCAAGCGUCUCCGAUUGGCCACGUUGAUUGAAAUGAAGCUCCUUUUCCGUCUGGCAGCACCGGCGGUGUUUGUUUAUAUGAUCAACAAUGCUAUGUCCUUAUCCACUCGUGUUUUCUGUGGUCAUCUAGGCAAUCUUGAGCUUGCCGCUGCCUCUCUUGGCAACAGCGGCAUCCAACUCCUUGCUUAUGGUCUCAUGCUAGGGAUGGGGAGUGCUGUAGAGACUCUAUGCGGGCAAGCUUAUGGGGCGCUUAGAUACGACAUGUUAGGGAUUUAUCUUCAGAGAUCAACCAUUGUCCUUACACUAACAGGGAUCCCGCUGAUGUUGGCCUAUAUCUUUUCCAAGCCAAUCUUGAUGUUACUAGGCGAGCCGGCGGAGGUUGCAUCAGCGGCUGCUGUUUUUGUCUACGGUUUGAUCCCACAAAUCUUUGCUUACGCUGCCAACUUCCCCAUACAAAAGUUCCUUCAAUCUCAAAGCAUUGUGAUUCCCAGUGCAUACAUAUCAGCUGCGACACUUGUGCUGCACCUCGUGCUAAGUUGGCUCGCAGUUUACAAGAUAGGGUUGGGUUUGAUAGGUGCAUCUCUGGUGCUCAGCUUGUCGUGGUGGAUCAUAGUGGGGGCCCAAAUGGUGUAUAUCUUGACAAGUGACAAGUGUAGGCUUACAUGGUCUGGGCUGAGUUCGCAGGCCUUUUCUGGGCUAUGGGAUUUCUUGAAGUUAUCGGCUGCUUCGGCCGUCAUGCUGUGCUUGGAGACUUGGUACUUUCAGAUACUGGUCUUGAUCGCUGGUUUGCUGGAGAAUCCUGAGCUUGCACUCGACUCCCUUUCUAUCUGCAUGUCUAUAUCUGGAUUGAUGUUCAUGAUUUCUGUCGGGUUCAAUGCAGCUGCAAGUGUUAGGGUCAGCAACGAGCUCGGAUCGGAACAUCCCAAGUCGGCGGCAUUCACGGUUGCUGUCGUGACUUUGGUCUCCCUCAUAAUUGCUGUAGUGGAAGCUGUCAUUGUAUUAGCUCUGCGAGAUGUUAUAAGCUAUGCAUUUACGGAAGGUGAGACGGUGGCAAAAGCAGUCUCGGACCUAUGCCCAUUCUUGGCUGUCACUCUUAUCCUUAAUGGGAUUCAACCUGUUUUGUCUGGGGUGGCUGUUGGAUGUGGAUGGCAAGCAUUUGUAGCCUAUGUAAACGUGGGAUGCUAUUACGUUGUUGGGAUUCCCUUGGGCUGUGUUCUCGGCUUCAAGAACGACCUAGGUGCAAAGGGAAUAUGGUCCGGGAUGAUAGGAGGAACAAUGAUGCAAACCCUCAUUUUAUUGUGGGUGACAUUUACAACAGAUUGGAACAAAGAGGUGGAGAUAGCAAGGAGGCGGUUGGACAGAUGGGAAGACAAGAAGCAGCCACUUCUUAAGAACUGAUUGUUGAAAACAGAAUUAAGCUUUUGCCAGCAAAUGCAAUAAAUAAAUUGGUUUAGCCACCACCUGUAAUACGUCAUAUCACCAAAUUAAAGCUAAAGAUGAUAAGCAGUAAGCACUGAGAAUCCGGAUAACCCAAUAUAUGCUGCUAUACACCUACCAAGUCAUUUUGGUUCUACUACCGUCAAAUGUGUUCCCGGUUCUGUUCUUCAAGCUAUAUGGAAUUUUCAUGCGAAUUGCUUAACAAAACAAUCUAAGUAAUGAGUAAAUUUAUGGUGGAA